AGGAACGCAUAUCCGACGCCACCGGUUCGACUCGACUCGACUCCGCUCGACUCGGCCCGGUCGCGGCUACGCUCCCGCCAGCCCCGGCCUCACCUAUUUAGUCAUUUCGUAGGAGCACUCAGUCGCGGACGCGUUCACGGGCUCGCUCCUUCGUGUGCAGUAGACCCAACCGACCCAGCAGCACCGAGACCGGCUGUGACGGACGUCGUCGUAACAGGAUGAAGGACAUCCGGUCGCAGUUUCAGAAGAAUGGCUUCGUCGUUCUGGAGGAUUUCUUCCAACCGGAAGAGAUCGACGAGCUUAAAUUCUGCGGGGAGGAGUUCACGAAAAACUUGCUGCCAGAAAGUGAACGAAGUAUUUUUAAUUCGACGACAUCGGUGCAGAGUAAAAACAGUUAUUUCCUGGAGAGCGCAAAUAAAAUCAGCGUAUUCUUUGAGUCUGAGGCGUUGGACAAUGACGGGAAGUUGAAGGUGCACCCGCGAGUGUCUUUGAACAAGGUUGGCCACGCGCUGCACUGGCUUCAUCCUACGUUCAAAAAGUACACGUUCGAUGAAAGGGUAAAAGAGACGGCAUUUCAGCUGGAUUACCAGGAGCCAGCUGUAUGUCAAUCGAUGUACAUUUACAAAAAUCCGGGUAUCGGAUCGGAAGUAAUCAUGCAUCAGGACGCGACGUACUUGUACACUGAGCCGGUAAAAGUAGUUGGUUUCUGGAUCGCCCUGGAGGAUGCUACUCAGGAGAACGGGUGUUUGUGGUUCGCGCCAGGUUCUCAUCAAAGCGGUGUACACAGACGUUACGUUAGAAACAAGGACCCGGACACGAAAGAGUUGUUAGUUUACGACAGCGCGGCGCCGUGUUAUCAGCUCAGCAAUUUUCGGCCGGUCCCGGUCAGCAAAGGAACCUGCAUCCUCAUACACGGGCAGGUAGUACAUUUCUCGAAUUCAAACAGGAGCGACAAAUCACGACACGCGUACACGUUCCACGUAAUCGAAACGCAGCAUACGUCCUACCCAAAGGACAAUUGGUUGCAACCACCACCGGGAGGAUUUCCUAAAUUGUACAGGAAUUAAGUGCCGCCGCCGCCUUGCGAUUCUAGCCGUGGCCAUUUUUAUUUUUCACAUUCUACGAGUACAAAAGUUACGUCUUGUAAUAUAUAGAACUGUUAAUAAAAAAUUAUUAAAUACUUGUA
Messenger RNA from Dufourea novaeangliae, 1186 nucleotides. RefSeq names its product phytanoyl-CoA dioxygenase domain-containing protein 1 homolog (gene Phyhd1). The record is from RefSeq and is a predicted model, not a curated record. Bases 219 to 1067 code for a protein of 282 amino acids. NCBI's taxonomy places the organism in Eukaryota, Metazoa, Arthropoda, Insecta, Hymenoptera, Halictidae. The transcript is spliced from 6 exons.